GCCAUUUUGUGCCGAGUAUUUAUCGCCGAGUCGUGACUCGAUCGCGUGUCCACUCAAAUGCUAGUUUAGUUAGCCACAGCUUCCUUCGUGUCCUCACAUUCCCAGUUUACGGGUUACCCCCCUUUAGUCGACGCUAUUGACUAAUUUGUAGUUAAUAUUUUUAUACAAGUAUAUAUUUAUCUUCUUGCGUGAGGAAGAAUGUCGGCCGCAAGUCCCGAAUACUCCCCGUUCUUCGCGGUGAUGGGUGCCUCUGCUGCCAUGGUGUUUAGCGCCUUGGGAGCAGCGUACGGCACGGCCAAGAGCGGCACAGGCAUCGCCGCCAUGUCCGUGAUGAGGCCAGAGCUCAUCAUGAAGUCCAUCAUCCCCGUGGUCAUGGCGGGUAUCAUCGCCAUCUAUGGCCUCGUUGUAGCAGUGCUGAUUGCCAACAACAUUAACGAGCAGGUCACACUCUACAAGAGCUUCCUCCACUUGGGAGCCGGGUUGAGCGUGGGCCUGAGCGGGCUGGCAGCCGGCUUUGCCAUCGGCAUAGUGGGUGACGCGGGCGUCAGGGGCACGGCUCAGCAGCCGCGGCUUUUUGUGGGCAUGAUCCUCAUCUUGAUUUUCGCCGAAGUCUUGGGUCUCUACGGGCUCAUCGUCGCCCUCAUUCUGUCCACGAAAUAAACCCAGCCCCAACAUCUCCACUACAAGAUCUGUUCUUGACGUGUCGCUGCCGGGGAAUAAAAAGUGUAAAUUGUGUGUGUGGGGGGGGGGGGGGGGGGAGAAAAAAAUUGUAAAAUGUCUGCAACACUAGUUGGAAGAAGAGAAGAUGUUGGCAGGGACUAAAUGAAGAUGUCUCAUGAUAGGGUCUCAAUGUGUACAAAUUUGAUAGUCAACUUGUAAAUGCGCAAUGUAGUGAUUUGUCUGUUGUGUGUGUGUGCGUGCGCAAGUUUGUUUCAAAAUAGUUGUAUGAUAAAGAUUCCUUUCCCCCCCACACCACUUAUUUGGGGCCUCGAGGCUGACUGCGGCAGCUCUGUCUUAUAGAGCUGACCAAAGGGCCGUGCAGCUUUUCUCCUCCAAACUGGGAGUUGCAUAAAUCUUGAGGAUCUAUUUGUACAAAUGUAUGGACCUUUUCUUUUCUUUUUUCCGCCACUGAUUUUAUUUAUAAAAAAAAAUGUCCAUUAAAUUGUUGAAAUGCAUCAAGUCUUUAACUUCCCAGGAUAUAUAUAUAUAUAUAAAUAACGUAAAGAUAACUAGAUAGAUUUUCUGCACUGUGGGUUAUUUGUGCUAAGUGGUUGGAAAUAUUCUGGAUGUAAUUGCUUCAAAUCAUUACAAAUGCCUUUUAGUGUGUCGCUGUCUGGGUGGCAGGUGUGUGUAGCUGUAUUCAAAAUCUUUGACGCAAACAUUCUCCAAACUUGUGUGUUGCUGUAGUACUGCUGUUUGCAUUAAAGGGGUGUGUGCCCAGUUUUGGGUCUCAAGCAUAUUUUCCAAACAUUGCAUCUCCCCUUCAGCGCUCUCUCUUGUCCUCUUCUUCUAUUCCUUACAUUCCAGCUGUCCUGCAUGGAUUUGAGUGUUUCCUUACUAUUAUUGGAUGUAAAGCUGAAGGGUUGCAGGAAAUGUUUUCCAGUUUACUCUCCCCCAUAAAACUGUUUGGAUCAUUUGGAGCUGUUCUCAAUUGUCAUUACAAUCCUGUACUGCCCACUGCUAUUAUCCUCAUGUGUCCACAAGCAAAUUAAAGAAUCCAACUUA
Nerophis lumbriciformis (worm pipefish) is the source of this 1725-nucleotide messenger RNA. It is a transcript of the gene atp6v0cb, whose product is annotated as ATPase H+ transporting V0 subunit cb. NCBI's taxonomy places the organism in Eukaryota, Metazoa, Chordata, Actinopteri, Syngnathiformes, Syngnathidae. Gene Ontology annotation, biological process: proton transmembrane transport. The record is from RefSeq and is a predicted model, not a curated record. Gene Ontology annotation, molecular function: proton-transporting ATPase activity, rotational mechanism. Gene Ontology annotation, cellular component: proton-transporting V-type ATPase, V0 domain.